This is a messenger RNA of Epinephelus moara (kelp grouper), 3661 nucleotides long. RefSeq names its product beta-1,4-galactosyltransferase 2-like. Bases 1575 to 2624 code for a protein of 349 amino acids. NCBI's taxonomy places the organism in Eukaryota, Metazoa, Chordata, Actinopteri, Perciformes, Serranidae. Gene Ontology annotation, molecular function: beta-N-acetylglucosaminylglycopeptide beta-1,4-galactosyltransferase activity; cytoskeletal protein binding. The record is from RefSeq and is a predicted model, not a curated record. The transcript has 2 exons. Gene Ontology annotation, biological process: protein N-linked glycosylation; carbohydrate metabolic process.
CCAAAGUCAGGCCGUCGGUGAGCAUCUGUCGGCCUAGUUUUUGCGGUGUGUCCCACACCGUCAGCUCUUCGGCGUUGGCGUCGGCGGCUUUUUGGCCGAUUGAGCAUGUUUAAUAGGCGGCGGAGCUAGUCGGUGAAAGAGAUCACUCUGAUUGGCUGUUUAGGUUUUAUACCCUCGCCCCUGUAGCGAGUGAAUCUGCCUGUAGUGAAACUGGGGCUAACCGGUGCUUCCUCCUCAGGCUCCACUUCACUAAGCUGCCUGACAGACCCGCUGCCUCUCCCACUUUAACCUGAAUAACAAACCAGAGCUAGCUGGGAGCGGCUGGUGGAACGUUAGCCGCAGCAUGACGGACGGACGCACAGUCAGUUAUUAGCCUCAGCUAGUCUCUGAGCUAGCCCCGGCUCUCUGUUUGGAUCCAACCGUAGCACCGAGCCCUGGUUUGUUAUUCAGGUUAAAGUGGGAAGAAGCAGCGGGUUUAUCGGGCAGCUGAGUGAAGUGGAGCCUGCAGAGGAAACACCAGCUCUGUCUGAAUGUAAUAGUCUGUGGAGGCGCUGCGGUGCUUGGCUGCACAGAUAGGUAACACCUCGGCUGUCAGGAUGUACCACUCUGUUACUCCACUCUCUCUCACGCAGGCGCAGAACGUACACACCACUUGGCCGUCGGAUGUAGUCUGUGUAGUGUGUUCAAAUGCAACUGACACAGGGCGACGUGAGGCAACAGUUGGCUUUCGUCGCCGCUAGUUCUUUGAUGUCGGUUUGGUGUGUCCGCACCUUUAGGAUUGACUGACCCAUGUUCCACUGCUGUUCACAUUCUCCACUUCGGCCUUCAAAGUUUGGUUGUGUUGGCCUCCGGUCAGGGGAGCAACUGGUGCAGUGGGAGUUCAUCCGUUGAGUUGUGGUGAUAUAAUUUAAGGCUUGGUGUCACUGGUUGUAGUUUGGGUGUUUUUCUGUUGGAAAAGGGGUUUAUUUUGUGUGUAGUCUUGGUUACCCACAGAAAGUAUACAUCCAGUACACUGGCCUAUAGAUUGGUGUGCCACACCCUCUGCAGCAAGACGCUCUGAUUUUUAAUUGUUUUUUAUAAUAUUGCUGUUAGGGACCCUGAAUUUAAUAAAAGCCUGUUAUGGCAUUUUGACCCACACUGACUGUUGGCUUUAUUAUUGAAGUUCACCUGUAGUUACAGAAUAGUGAACUUGGAUGUUACAUUUUGAACAGCUAAGCCUUUCAAGGAUGCCCCUACCCAAUCAUGAUACUUUCAUCUCUUACCAGUUACCCAAUUAUACAAUUAAGAAAAUCAGCUUGAACUUUUAAAAUCUGUAUUGUACACUUUUAAUUCAAUCAGUGAUUAGAGUCUGGCAAACCUAUGAGGAAACAAAUCUUAAACAUCAUGAUUAACACAACAGGUAUGAGGCCCAACCUGAACAGCUUACAAUACCAAGGAGGCUGCACCCAAAGAAAAUAAAACUUGCCUGGUUGCUCUUUUGCUUGGGACAUAUUUGAUUUGCCAAGAGAGAUUCAGGAAGAGGAGCUGUAUGAGAGCGGCUGAGUGAGAAGUACUCAACGUCAAAGGAGGCAAAAAUGCUGAAAAAACUCUUUAACAUCCUGGUCUUUAUUACUUUCAUCAGUUUGCUAUAUUUUGUUGUGUUUCUAUUCUUCAGCAAAAAAAACACUGUAAUUUUUUUUGCAAAGCCACAUCGUAUGCCAAAUGGAGACGACACACUUUCUCAGUGGAUUAAUGAACACGUUAAACUGACGACUCAAGCUCCAAAUGCAGGCCAGGAAGAGACACAGGUGCCACCGACUUUGGGAACCUGCCCUGACACCCCUCCAAAUCUUGUAGGUCCACUCCAUGUGGACUUCAGUUCAACUUGGACUUUGGAUGAGGUGAGAAAGGAGGUCAGUGGCCCUCUUCAGGAAGGAGGACGGUACAAACCACCAGACUGUAUCGGCCAACAGAAGGUGGCGAUCAUCAUCCCAUUCAGAAAUCGACAUGAGCACCUUAAGCACUGGUUGUAUUACCUCCAUCCUAUUUUGAUACGACAGCAGUCGGACUACAGAGUGUAUGUCAUCAACCAGGAUGGAGAGGGAGUGUUUAACCGGGCCAAACUGAUGAACGCAGGCUACACUGAAGCACUGAAGGAAUAUGAUUUUGACUGCUUUGUCUUCUCUGACGUAGAUCUGGUUCCUAUGGAUGACCGUAACCUCUACAGAUGUUUUGACAGCCCCAGACACUUGGCUGUGGCUAUGGACAAAUUCAACUUCCACUUACCCUACGCCCACUACUUUGGUGGGGUUAUUUCAUUGUCCAAGGAGCAGUUCUUGAAGAUUAAUGGCUUCCCGAACACUUACUGGGGCUGGGGUGGUGAGGACGACGAUAUGUAUAAGCGAAUUAUCUACAGUGGAAUGUCCAUUUCUCGACCUGACUUGGUGACAGGAAAGUACAGGAUGGUCAAACAUGAGAGAGACUUGCACAAUGAACUCAACCCAAAGAAUCCUGGCAAACUGCUCAUAACCCAUUGGAAAAUGAAAAAAGAUGGGAUUAAUACAUUAAAGUAUACAGUCAAGGAGAUUGUGAAGGAUAUACUGUACACUUAUAUCAGUGUGGAUAUUAAUGCUCCACUAAGAUGAGUGAGGAUCGAACAUGUGAGUUCACUGGUGUCACAGUGUCAGACUGAAACAAAAGGAGGUGGAACCGGUGUGAUUUUAUGUCCUUAAAAUCUCUGGGAAUGCAGUUUGUCAAGUCUGUCUUAUUUAACCAAGGGCAGGUGUGUGUCUUUGUGUUGAGUUAUGCAAAACCUUUGAGUGUGUGUGUGUGUGUGUGUGAGUAUCUAUGUGUCAAUGUGAACUAAAGUAAAUGUAAACUUUAUGAAUAUGAAGUGCAGAGUUUCUUUCGAUCCUUGAAUGGCGAAGAUUACUUUCAAAAUAGAGCAUGAAAUAAUCUAUACAGUAAUCUCUCACUGCUUUGCAUGUAAUUCAUUCUACGCCCUAGCCUACGCACAUGGCCCACGCCAUUGUGAGCAUUUUCACCUAGUCUGGGGCCAUUUAGUGGCCGUUUUGGUAAGGAACCGGAACCAGGGUGAGAGAGACAGGAUCCAGAAUUCGAUGGAUGCGCCUUUCCGUCAAAAUAAAAGCACCAAGCUAAUAAAAAUGCGGUGAAACUUUUUAAUUUAAAGAAUAUAAUUUACAAGAAAAGCCCCAAGCCAUUAAGUUAACCUUUUUCUUUUAUUGUAAAUCAAUGGUGCGCCAGAAUUUAAAGUUUUACUUUGGUGAAUUUGGUGAAUUCCGGAUCCGCUCUCUAGACCGGAACCAGAAUCCAGACAAAAUUCAGAGUGAAUGGAAACCAGGCUCUUCCCCGUACGUGAAGAGCCUGGUGACGCGAGGCUAAUUUUCACCUGUGCAGUGGUGUUUCUGUGUCACUCUGCAGUUACACCUCCAAAACAGUGGUCGGCAGCAGGGUUUCUGUGAAGUGCUGUAAAGUUUAGUUGAUUAAAAACACACCCAAAACACACAUUAAACACACAUUAAACAUGGCUUAAUAGAGACAAUUUCAAACACAAGUACACAAAUCAGCUUUACAAUAACUCGCAGCAUUCACAGACAAACACUUGUCUUUAUCUGGACACAUUUUCCCCACUAAUACAACAUGCUAGCGUUAUUAGCACAAG